AAGGAAUGAUUUUUGAUAUGGGUUUGUUUUUCAUUGGAUUAAUGAACAUUUUUCGACCUUUUCUUUGAUGGCUUUUCUUUGUAGGAUCAUACCGAAGACUCCUAUGUGCAAAGAAAUUACAGGAGAAACAAAAGGAGAGGUGAAACCAGUGGCCAACAUGCAUCAAAGGAAGGCAAAGAUGUCCUCCCAUUCCGAUGCUUUCAUCGCAUUACUAGGUGGGUAUGGAACCUUAGAAGAGCUCUUGGAGGUCAUCACCUGGGCUCAGCUAGGAAUCCAUAAUAAACCCGUAAGCAAUCUCUACUAACAGAAAAUCACAUACACGCAACAUAGAAAUACUUGUAUCUUGAAGAUGGGAUAUCUGUAUGUCUGUGUAGGUGGGUU
Messenger RNA from Magnolia sinica, 381 nucleotides. Its product is annotated as cytokinin riboside 5'-monophosphate phosphoribohydrolase LOG1-like. NCBI's taxonomy places the organism in Eukaryota, Viridiplantae, Streptophyta, Magnoliopsida, Magnoliales, Magnoliaceae. Gene Ontology annotation, cellular component: cytosol; nucleus. The record is from RefSeq and is a predicted model, not a curated record. Gene Ontology annotation, biological process: cytokinin biosynthetic process. The coding region runs from base 68 to 304 and encodes 78 amino acids. The transcript has 3 exons. Gene Ontology annotation, molecular function: hydrolase activity, hydrolyzing N-glycosyl compounds.